UAUAUCGAAUUGAAAUCACUCUCAUCAGCUGUGUGGGUGAAAUCAGAUUUUUUUUUUUUAGUAUUUAGAAAAUAUUUAUUUAUUUGAUCCAAAUGGAUCAAAUGGAAAUGAAAUUGUUUCGCCAUGCAUACACCGCCAUCAUCAUCAUCAUCAUCAUAUUGACUUUGAUUAUGCGGCCAUGUAUGAUUUCUAGUCAACAACAUCAUGAUCAAAUGGUUAAUGAUUUUUUUAACCGAAAUAACGCCGACAAUGAUCCGAAUCAAUCAAAACAUACGAAUAAUUGGGCAGUGAUUGUUGGUGCAUCAAGAUUUUGGUUCAAUUAUCGUCAUGUAGCGAAUGCAUUAUCCAUUUAUCGUAGUUGUAAACGAUUCGGUAUUCCAGAUUCACAGAUUAUAUUGAUGAUUUCGGAUGAUAUGGCUUGUGAAUCACGUAAUCCAAGACCGGCUACAAUAUUCAAUAAUGGUCAACAUCAUAUCAAUGUUUAUGGUGAUGAUGUUGAAGUGGAUUAUCGUGGUUAUGAUGUUACUGUUGAAAAUCUAAUCCGUCUGCUCACCGGUCGUGUUCAUGAACAUACACCAAAAUCAAAACGUUUGCUUACGAAUUCUGGAUCAAAUAUUCUCAUUUAUAUGACUGGUCAUGGUGGUGAUGGUUUUUUGAAAUUUCAAGAUUCUGAAGAACUAACAUCCGUUGAAUUGGCCAAUGCAUUCGAACAAAUGUAUCAGAAACGUCGUUAUAAUGAAAUUUUAUUCAUUAUUGAUACAUGUCAAGCAGAAUCCAUGUCGGCAAAAUUCUAUUCACCCAAUAUCAUUGGUAUUGGUAGCUCAAAAAUUGGUGAAGAUUCCCUCUCACAUCAUGGUGAUUCUUCUAUUGGUGUCUAUGUUAUUGAUCGUUAUACAUAUUAUGUACUUGAAUUCCUUGAAAAACAAUAUCAACCAUCAAAUACGAAUAUAACAAUUUCAAAAUUUUUAAAAGUUUGUCCUAAAAAUCUAUGCAUCUCAACAGUCACUGCUCGUUUAGAUCUCUAUGGUCGUGAUCCAUCAAAAGUUCCAUUGAGAGAUUUUUUUGGCAAUGUUGCCACUAUCAAUGUGAUUAAUAUGGAUCUCGAGACUACUUGACCACCACACACACACACACUGACCAAUCUAACCAUAUAUUAUUUUUCUGUAAAAUUGAUGAAUAAAAUUUCUUGU
This is a messenger RNA of Dermatophagoides farinae (American house dust mite), 1190 nucleotides long. It is a transcript of the gene PIG-K, whose product is annotated as Phosphatidylinositol glycan anchor biosynthesis class K. The record is from RefSeq and is a predicted model, not a curated record. Gene Ontology annotation, biological process: proteolysis; attachment of GPI anchor to protein. Gene Ontology annotation, molecular function: GPI-anchor transamidase activity. Lineage: Eukaryota; Metazoa; Arthropoda; Arachnida; Sarcoptiformes; Pyroglyphidae. Gene Ontology annotation, cellular component: GPI-anchor transamidase complex.